Messenger RNA from Fraxinus pennsylvanica, 2826 nucleotides. The record is from the annotation of a GenBank genome assembly. Lineage: Eukaryota; Viridiplantae; Streptophyta; Magnoliopsida; Lamiales; Oleaceae.
AUGGCAUUGGGGACCGUAGCAGAGGAGGUGGAGGUGGAGGUGGAGAUAAUCAAGCCACGGAAUGAUAAAAGAGAGUACAGAAGAAUUGUUCUUCAGAAUAAUCUACAAGUUCUUCUCAUUAGCGAUCCCGAAACCGAUAAAUGCGCUGCUUCAAUGGAUGUUCGUGUGGGUUCUUUCAGUGACCCAGAAGGACUUGAAGGACUGGCUCAUUUUCUUGAGCAUAUGCUGUUUUACGCCAGUGAGAAGUAUCCAUUGGAGGAUAGUUACUUGAAAUACAUCACCGAGCACGGAGGUAGUACAAAUGCCUUUACAUCAUCUGAACAUACCAACUACUUCUUUGAUAUCAACCCUGACAGUUUUGAAGAAGCCUUGGACAGAUUUGCACAGUUUUUUAUCAAACCACUUAUGUCGGCUGAUGCUACCACAAGGGAAAUAAAAGCUGUUGACUCUGAAAAUCAAAAGAAUCUUUUGUCUGAUGGUUGGAGAAUGAACCAGCUUCAGAAACACCUAAGUGCAAAAGAUCAUCCAUACCAUAAGUUCAGCACAGGGAACUGGGAUACUUUGGAGGUACGGCCAAAAGCAAGAGGCUUGGAUACUAGGGAAGAGCUUCUACAAUUCUAUGACAAUAAUUAUUCAGCCAACCUUAUGCAUCUGGUUGUUUAUGCUAAAGAUAGCCUUGAUAUAUCUCAAAGCCUGGUGCAGAAAAACUUCCAGGAAAUCCGCAACGCUAAUCGAAGUUGUGCCAGUUUUAUUGGUCAGCCUUGCACUCCGGAACAUCUUCAGAUUCUUGUCAAAACCGUCCCAAUAAAACAAGGAGAAGGAUCUCUGUUUUAUGUCUUAAAGAAGUUAGGUUGGGCAACAAGUUUAUCUGCUGGUGAAUCAGAUUGGACUUCCGACUUUUCUUUCUUUAAAGUUGUAAUUGAUCUGACUGAUGCUGGUCAAGAGCAUUUUGAGGAUAUCGUGGCACUGUUAUUCAAAUAUGUUGACCUCCUGAAGCAAUCUGGUCCCUGUGAAUGGAUAUUUACUGAGCUUUCAGCCAUUUGUGAGACUGCCUUCCAUUAUCAGGACAAGAUACGGCCUUCAGAUUAUGUGGUUGAUGUAGCGCUAAAUAUGCAGUUCUAUCCUCCAAAAGAUUGGCUGGUGGGUUCAUCUUUGCCUUCAAACUUCAAUCCAGGCAUUAUCGAGACAGCAUUGAAAGAGCUCACUCCACACAAUGUCAGAAUAUUUUGGGAGUCAACUAAGUUCGAAGGACUAACUGACUUGACAGAACCCUGGUAUGGAACUGCAUAUUCUGUAGAGAAACUAACUGGUUCCACAAUUGAGCAAUGGAUGGAGAGCGCACUUAAUGAACAUCUACAUCUGCCUGCCCCUAAUGUGUUCAUUCCUACUGACCUGUCUCUUAAGAAUGUCUCGGAUAAAAUGGCACUUCCAUGUUUGUUGAGAAAAUCAACAUAUUCAAGGUUGUGGUACAAGCCAGAUACGGCAUUUUCUUCUCCCAAGGCAUAUGUUAAGAUAGAUUUCAAUUGUCCCUUUACUGGAAGUUCACCCGAAUCUGAAGUGAUUACAGAAAUUUUUACGCGCUUGUUGAUGGACUACUUAAAUGAAUAUGCUUACGAUGCACAGGUUGCUGGUCUUUAUUAUGGAGUUAGCAACACUGACUAUGGUUUUCAGGUCACUGUACUUGGAUACAAUCACAAAUUGAAGAUCUUACUGGAGACCGUAAUUGAAAGAAUUGCAAAUUUCGAAGUAAAACCUGACAGGUUUUCUGUUAUCAAGGAACUGGUCACAAAGGAAUAUCAGAAUGUGAAGUUCCAACAGCCAUAUCAGCAAGCUAUGUACUACUGCUCGUUAAUACUACAAGAUCAAACAUGGCCCUGGUAUGAUGAACUUGAAGUUCUUCUGCAUCUAGAAGCUGAUAAUCUUGUUAAAUUUUAUCCCCUGAUGCUAUCAAGGACCUUUCUGGAAUGCUAUGUAGCAGGAAACAUCGAACCAAAUGAAGCAGAGUCAAUGAUCCAGCAUAUUGAAGAUAUUUUUUUCAAGAGUCCUCGCCCUAUCUCUCAGGCUUUAUUUGCAUCUCAGCACUUGACGAAGAGAGUUGUUAAUCUUGAAAGGGGCAUACAUUACUUUUACAGUGCUGAGGGCCUAAAUCCAAGUGACGAAAAUUCUGCCCUUAUCCAUUACAUUCAGGUGCAUCAGGAUGAUUUCAAGUUGAAUGUUAAACUCCAGCUUUUUGCUCUCAUAGCAAAGCAGCCUGCUUUCCACCAGCUCAGAUCCGUCGAGCAACUUGGUUACGUUACUGUACUUAUGCAGAGGUAUGAUUCUGGGGUCCGUGGUGUGCAGAUUAUCAUCCAAUCCAAUGUAAAGGGCCCUGGACAACUUGAUUUGAGAGUUGCGUCUUUUCUCAAGAUGUUUGAGACUAAGCUCUAUGAGAUGCCCAGUGAUGAAUUUAAGAGCAACGUUAAUGCACUUAUUGAUAUGAAGCUUGAGAAGCACAAAAAUUUACGAGAAGAAUCUGGGUUCUACUGGAGGGAAAUAUCUGAUGGGACCCUUAAAUUUGAUAGGAGAGAAUGUGAGGUUGCAGCGCUGAAGCAGCUGACUCAAAAAGAACUGAUAGAUUUCUUCGAUGAAUAUAUUAAAGUUGGCGUCCCACAAAAGAAGGGGUUGAGCGUGCGAGUCUAUGGUAGUGCACAUUCUUCUGAGUACAAGUCAGACAAUAGUGAAACUGCCGAAUCAAACAGCAUUCGUAUAGAAGAUAUUUUCAGCUUCAGGAAAUCUCGACCGCUUUAUGGGUCAUUCAGAGGAGGUUCUGGCCAAAUGAAAUUGUGA